Messenger RNA from Habropoda laboriosa, 2559 nucleotides. RefSeq lists its product as uncharacterized. Lineage: Eukaryota; Metazoa; Arthropoda; Insecta; Hymenoptera; Apidae. The coding region runs from base 1 to 2559 and encodes 852 amino acids. Gene Ontology annotation, molecular function: DNA binding; chromatin binding. The record is from RefSeq and is a predicted model, not a curated record. The transcript has 8 exons. Gene Ontology annotation, biological process: regulation of DNA-templated transcription; chromatin organization. Gene Ontology annotation, cellular component: nucleus.
AUGUCAGAGCCAGAAGAAAGUCUGGCAGCGCCGGAUAGCACUACGAGGGAACAAAAGUUAGGCUUCUCUCAUGGAGAUGAUGUUCUUCUUCAACACAAGGAUGGAAAAUAUUAUCUUGGAACAGUUGUUGAGGUGGAUUUGGCAAGGGAAAAAUGCCUUGUCAAAUUUAUGGACAACACCUCCGCAUGGUCCUCAGUUAAGGAGCUGACAAAGCUUUCUAUGCCAGACUCAGAUGUUAUGUGCGUUCUUUGUAAAAAAUCUCAGCCCAAGACUGAUAAUGACAUUAUUGUUUGUGACAAAUGUGGCCGUGGUUAUCAUCAACUUUGUCAUCAGCCUCAAAUAUCAAAAGAAGAAACUGCAAUUGAGGCACAUUGGAUGUGUAAAAGAUGUGUAGAUAGUCAACCACGGACACGUGAAAUUGUAGAACCAAAAACUUCUAUGGUAAAGGCAAGUAUCAGAAAAGUAUGCAGUGGUAGGGACCAACCUCAGCCGCCACCAGAUGAUAUGACAAAGUUGCCGUACGAUCCUGAUAUGUUGAAUUGGGAUGCACAUCAUAGAGUAAAUGCUGAACAAAUUUAUUGUUAUUGUGGACUGAAUGGUGAAUGGUAUACACAAAUGUUGCAAUGUGCUCGUUGCAAACAGUGGUUUCAUGAAAAAUGUGUCAGUUGCCUAACUUAUCCUUUAUACAGUGGAGAUAGGUUUUAUGUAUUUGUUUGUUCAAUGUGCAAUUAUGGCAAAGAAUUCGUACGGCGACUGGAAUUGAAAUGGGUAGAUCUGGUGCACCUGAUGUUGUACAAUUUGACUGUUUACAAUGCUAAAAAGUAUUAUGAUUUGGACACUGUUAUUGUACCUUAUGCCAAUGAUAACUGGAAUACUUUACAGCUUCCACCGCGGAUCAGGGAUGUCAGUGCUCAAAUACGCAGAGAAUCUAUACUAGCAAUAUUGACAAAUAAUAGAAACAGGUUCAAGUGUGGCAGAGAAAUAAAGAAACGUACUACAAUAUGGGGCCUUAGAGUUAGGUUACCACCACCAUGCCCAAUUGUUAAUCUUCCAGCAACUGGUAUAAUAGAUGAUUCUGUGUUACGUAGAUGCUGGGGUGCUAAUAAAAGACUGCAAUAUCUUCCUCCACCUACAGGACCGAUAUCUUUACCAGAAAGUACAAAACAGUUAACUGCAUUAAAACAAAGCACAGCAGAGAAUUUAGAAAUUCCUGUGAACCCAUCAGAUGUAGUAAUGCGAGGAACAAUUUAUCAAAAUUCUGAAGCAGAACAAAGUUCUUGUCCCAGUCCAAGUCCACCAAGCCAAUCUACACAAUCUUUGAGAGAGAGGUAUAGUGGAGGUGGUUUUGUAAAGAAAUCAUUCCCAUUCCCUAAACUCAGUUUACAAAGAAGAAGACGCUUAAUGGCGUUAGGUAGUUCUCGUGAGAGAAUGUUACGUAAACACAAGAAGAGAGAAAAAGGCGAUGGUGCUUUAAGUAAGGCUCAGGGUGUUCGAGAAGCUAGAUAUAGGAAAGCAAGAAAAUUAUUGAAAAAUGCUAUAGCAAAGGUAUUUCGUGAUAAAGAGACUUUCACUUAUAAUAACAUGCCCAUACAAGAAAAGUACAAACCAAUUGUUCGUCAUAUGUUACAGAGUAAAUCUCGAAACUCUGAAACGUCUGAUUUACCACCAACGCCUCCAACUUCAGUUUCUGGUCCACCUACACCACCAGCUACAACUUCGGGUAUAUCUGAACUAUCUGUGCCUAGUUCUGUGGAAUUGAUGCAUCCUUUACCACCAUCGACUCCUGCGGAUACAAGUGGGGAUGAAACAAGUUCCAGAGGAACAUUGGACUCCUUUAUUCCACCACCCAAAGACUUUGAAGGCAAGAAUAAUCCUUUUAGAAAUCUGAGCGAUUUAUUGGGUACACCCGGCAAUCUCAAUCAAACAAAUUCAAGUACCCCGUCACCGUACAAUCAAUGUCCAAUCACAUUACCUCUACCGCUUACUCCUGUUAUAUCUCAACCGCCGGUAGUGCGGCCAGCCAAAAGACAAUUAUCGGAAAAAGACAUUAUUAUAGACAGAAACGGGCAAGUAAAACGUAGACGUCAACAUCGGAGAGGUCGUCCAUCGCAACAACAAAUGCAACAACAGUAUCAACAUACCGCCAGUAAGACGGCGACCAUCUUACCUGCGCGUAAUAACGAAGUUAAAAGUGAGUUCGCAAGGAAUUUAAGAAGUUCGUUUAACGGUGCCUCAAGCAGUGCUAGUAGUCAAAUUGGAAAUUGUGUUGAUUAUGCCUUAAACGGGAGGAGACUGAGACAACGUCAGAGCAAUGAUAAAUUACCGCCCCCGGAUCCGCAACCGCAAAAAAAAGGUAGUGUACCUUCAUCCCCAAAGUGUUCACCUGUUAAACAAAGUGCGCCCGACAUAUCCUUGGAUGAUUUGAAGUCAUCGGUGAACAUAUAUUUUGGAGCAGCUAAUAGAAUCGCUGCUGGUGAGAAGUUUGUCAUCAGAGCAAAGAGGAUAGGACCAAAUGGUCAGACUCAAUACCUAAUCGAGUGGGAGGGACUUAAUACUUAA